Messenger RNA from Chinchilla lanigera (long-tailed chinchilla), 1108 nucleotides. RefSeq names its product chromosome unknown open reading frame, human C16orf95. The record is from RefSeq and is a predicted model, not a curated record. The transcript has 8 exons. Lineage: Eukaryota; Metazoa; Chordata; Mammalia; Rodentia; Chinchillidae. The coding region runs from base 244 to 933 and encodes 229 amino acids.
UCUGUUGCCAGAGUUCCGCAGUUCUGUUGGGAGGCAAGCGUGUGCAGGGUGCCGUGGGUACAGGGCACUCGGCCGGUGGGCAGCCUCUCCUCCCAGGGAGGAGAAGGAUGGCAUAGUGUCCCCGCGGGCGCAGGCUGCAGCAGGACAAAGUGAAGGACGACCAGGAUGUGCCGUGUCUUACGACUGUAAGAAGAGAACUGUAAAAUGUCACUGUUGGAGACACGGAGAGAAUAAGGGGAGAAGAUGACGUCAGAGAUCCCGAAAGGAGAGGGGGACCAAGACCCCGGCUGGGGCGCCCCACCGGUGCGCAGGCCCGUCGGUCGGAAAUGGGAGAGCACACUUCAAACCUUCAGGAAAGAAGUGUGCUUCACAGAUCGUCCAUGUUCCAACCUGCUGCCUAAGCUGGGCCGCUCCCAAGAGCACAUCUGCUGUAAGUGCCGUGCCAGGUUCAGGGGCCACCUACCUGUGCCCAAGGCCGAGGCAGCACUGCCUUACUGGGUCCCUCUGUCCUUGAGACCCCAAAAACAGGCCCCGAAGAUGGUCCAGCCUCGUGUCUCCACACCCGCCAAGGCCUGCCUCUGCCCAUGCCAUCGCUUUGGGGGCCUGCUCCCGGUGCCCAGGGACCAGGCUGUGAUGCCCUACUGGGUCCCCCGGGGGCUGAGGUCGCAGAAGAAGGCGCCCCCUGGACUCACGCUCCCGGCACAGCCACCGGCAGAUCUGCGAUGGGGACAGCUGCUCAAGGGGCAGCUACUGGCCCUUCCCCAGGAUGAGCUCCGGGCCCCAGGGCGGGCAGCCCCUCAGCCUCAGCAUUGUGAGCCUCCGCCCAAGUGUCGUCACGGUCGUUCGCCAGGCAUUUCCAGUUUGACUUUACCAUUUGCACCCACCUGCAAGAACAUCAGUAGGAACGUGAGGCGCGGUCAAGAUCCCCAGUGAAAGGCCUUGGUGGGAGGAGCCUGUGAUGACCACUAUUUUCCCGUAGGAUGGAUUCACACCCGGGGCUCAGCCCAAGCACUGCUGCCUGGCGGCUCUUAGCCGUAGCUGUGUGGGCGUGGACAUGGGCACGGUUCUGGUGUGCGCGCAGUGAAUAAAUGUUUUCUGUGAACCUGUA